Funneliformis caledonium is the source of this 261-nucleotide messenger RNA. The record is from the annotation of a GenBank genome assembly. Lineage: Eukaryota; Fungi; Glomeromycota; Glomeromycetes; Glomerales; Glomeraceae.
AUGUUUCGAAGAACAGGCAAGAAACAACCAUUUUACAUUACUGGAAGCAAAGAAUACGAUACGCUAUUUGAAAUACAAGGUGUAAAGCAUAAAGGUGAUAACGGACGUAUUAAAAAAAUAACGACAAAUACAUCUCGGGCAAUUGGACAAUACAUUCGAAGGCAACCCUCAAUUUCUGCUGGGUCUGUUGCUGAUAAAUUUAAAGAUAUAGGAGUAGAUAUCUCCCGCUCAACUGGUUCAAGGCAUUUGGUUGACCUUGAG